This is a messenger RNA of Zalophus californianus (California sea lion), 6873 nucleotides long. It is a transcript of the gene CTDSPL2, whose product is annotated as CTD small phosphatase like 2. Lineage: Eukaryota; Metazoa; Chordata; Mammalia; Carnivora; Otariidae. Gene Ontology annotation, molecular function: phosphoprotein phosphatase activity. The record is from RefSeq and is a predicted model, not a curated record. Bases 571 to 1968 code for a protein of 465 amino acids. The transcript has 13 exons.
UCCCCGCCUCUUCACUCCCAACGCUUUACUCCCUACUCCCCCUGCAAUCUCUACACAGCCAGCUACGGAGGCCCCUAAAGUACAAAUAUCCCCCAGGCCCUGGCGUAUCCUGAUAGGUUUUGUCCUUGUUCCUCCAAUCGGUCCUAAGGGCCUGCGUUCAAUUUUUGCCAGGGAUCUGGCUUGUGAGCUGGUUCUGGCGGCAGGAAUUCAAGCGCUCUUUACGGAAGCAAAAGUUGUUUGUUUUUUGUUUUUUUGUGUGUGUUUUGUUUUGUUUUGUUUUGCCAGUGAGGCCUCCCGCAUUCCUUCCCUCCCACCUCGCGGAAUUGUGGCGGGAGGGGGAGGAGGAAGUCAAGGCGCCUGCGCGGAGAGGCCGCUUUCCAUCCGGGUCUCUGUCCGUGCGGUGCAGCAGGUCGGUAGGCGGGAAAUGGCGACUGGCUGAAGGAGCUGGUUCUGUUGCUGCUGCGGGCUAAGCGGGAAAGACACCACACAUUGCGCAGUCGGGACCAUCGCCGGAGCCUGAGGACACUUUUCUGUCGUCACAGUUAGUUUUAUAUGUGGCACUCAUAAAAGAUGAGGCUGAGAACACGGAAAGCUUCUCAGCAAUCAAAUCAAAUCCAAACACAACGUACUGCUAGAGCAAAGAGGAAAUAUUCAGAGGUUGAUGAUAGCCUGCCUUCAGGGGGAGAAAAAACACCGAAAAAUGAAACCGGCUUGUUGUCUUCAAUUAAAAAAUUCAUUAAAGGAAGCACACCCAAGGAAGAGAGAGAAAAUCCUUCGAAACGGAGUAGGAUUGAACGUGAUAUAGAUAAUAAUUUGAUCACAUCAACACCAAGAGCAGGAGAAAAGCCUAACAAACAGUUAUCUCGAGUAAGACGGAAAAGUCAAGUAAAUGGAGCUGGUAGUUAUGAGAUGACAAAUCAACAUGUAAAACAAAAUGGAAAAUUAGAAGAUAAUCCUUCCUCUGGCAGUCCUCCAAGGACUACAUUGUUGGGGACCAUAUUUUCUCCUGUCUUCAACUUUUUUUCACCAGCAAAUAAAAAUGGAACAUCAGGAUCCGAUUCCCCAGGACAGGCUGUGGAAGCUGAAGAGAUAGUAAAACAACUUGAUAUGGAACAGGUGGAUGAGAUCACUACCAGUACUACUACGUCAACGAAUGGAGCAGCUUACUCAAAUCAAGCAGUUCAAGUGAGGCCAUCGAUAAAUAAUGGUUUAGAAGAAGCAGAAGAAACAGUUAAUCGUGAUAUCCCACCCCUUACAGCACCAGUAACUCCAGAUAGUGGUUAUUCAUCAACUCACGCAGAGGCUACCUAUGAAGAAGACUGGGAAGUAUUUGACCCGUAUUAUUUCAUCAAACAUGUUCCACCACUGACAGAAGAACAACUAAAUAGGAAACCUGCUCUUCCAUUGAAAACAAGAAGCACACCAGAAUUCUCCCUAGUUUUAGACCUGGAUGAAACACUAGUACACUGUAGUCUAAAUGAGCUAGAAGAUGCAGCACUUACUUUUCCAGUCCUUUUCCAAGAUGUCAUUUAUCAGGUUUACGUGAGAUUAAGACCAUUCUUCAGGGAAUUCCUGGAACGAAUGUCUCAGAUGUAUGAGAUCAUUCUUUUUACUGCUUCUAAGAAGGUGUAUGCAGACAAGUUACUGAACAUACUAGACCCUAAAAAGCAACUGGUCAGGCAUCGGCUUUUCCGUGAACAUUGUGUUUGUGUACAAGGAAACUAUAUAAAGGACUUAAAUAUCCUUGGAAGAGACCUUUCAAAGACUAUAAUAAUUGACAACUCACCACAAGCCUUUGCAUAUCAGCUAUCUAACGGAAUCCCUAUAGAAAGCUGGUUUAUGGAUAAAAAUGACAAUGAACUCCUAAAAUUGAUUCCAUUUCUGGAGAAGCUUGUAGAACUGAAUGAAGAUGUUCGACCUCACAUCAGAGACAGAUUUCGCUUGCAUGAUUUGCUGCCCCCAGAUUAAGUACAAAGACUUGUCAAAUCACUGAAGGGGGAGAGAAUGCAGGACCCUUUUGGACUAAGACAAAAACAUUGCCAUUACUGUUGAAAUUUUGCAUUUUUGUACCCCGUCUUGCUUUUCUUAUCUUUGGUGCCCAAUAAUAAUCAAGGGUUACAGAAAGAGACUUUAUCUCAGAUUGAAUACACACAGUAGGUAGGCUAAAACAGAAGAGUCUUUAGAACUAGUGCAACUCCAGUGAAAUUUUUUUAUGUACAGGACAUCUGCAGUUUAUAAAGAAUUCUGUUUCUGCCACCAGCAGUUUGACCUGUAGUCACACAGGAUUUUAUGAUAAUAACAGAGAUGAAAAUGGACUUUUAUUUUCUCUCUGUUUGGUGCUCUAAGUGGGUUUGUAGCCACUUUUCUGUUACUUUAAGAUUCUCAUUUCAACAGGAAUGGCCAGUAAAAGUUGUUUUAUUUUUCCUGUUAAGGUUUAUAACCUUUUUACAUUUUUGACCUGUAUUAGAUUAGAUUUUCAUUAUGCAUUCCUUUUAGUUGAGGCGCUUCAUAGUUUUCUGGAAAUAGUCAAUUUUUAGUUUUUUAUUAUACAUUUGAAUGGCCGUUUUCCUGCUUUGUCUGCCUGCAUAUUGUAUAUUUGUUUAAAAAUAUUCUCUACUUUUAGUCCAUGUAAGUUUCAUUUAGAAAGACAUGCAUUUAUAUUUUGUUUCUGUAAUAUUCUACUGUAGGUGAAAUCUUUUAAAAAAAAAAUCAAAGGACUGGGUAGAUAAGAAUAUAUGAAUGACUAAUAUUCAAAAGAUUUAAACCAUUGUGAUGGCAUGUGUUCCCAAAUGGUAAUAUCUUGCAAUGGCACACAGAUUUAAUGGAUAAAGGUAUACCUCAGACUUCACUGUGCUCACCAAUCUUUGAGGAGAAUGAGUUUGGUCACCUGUUGGGCUUGAUGUGGUUACUGCUGCCUUUGGUUUUCUCCAGGAAUGAAGUAUUCAGCACAGUGACUCAGUAUUUUUAGUUAUUUUGCAUGGGCUGGUAGUACCUCUGUUAUGCUCUUGGUUACAAUCAAUUUAAAACUCUGUGUAACAGUCUUGGUACCUUACAGUAGCUAUGCAUAAUCCUGUGGCACAGUAAACUCCCAAGCCACCAAUGCAGUUAAUAUGCUCUCAUAGUGGUUUUCUAUGCUAUAUGAAAAUAGUCUUCAAGCCUUGGUUCUCUAAUGCAGCUACCACAAGAGGUUGAUAUUUUUAUAGUGGUGUGUAAUCUCCUUUUCGGGAGGCUUUUUAUGGAAGGUAGAAUUUGUAAAAGUUAGUAUGCUUUGCCUCUCAACUGCAUUAACAUGCCACAGGCUCAGACUGUUUUUGUGUAAAGGAUGUCAAAGAACGGCACUUUUUCUAAAGAGAAGUUUGAUAUUUUGUAUGCUUGUUAAGAAAGUACAGUAUUGGAAAUUAAAGGUGGACAACUGAUAAUUGAGGAGUAUGUCACUUAAUUUUUUAUGUAUAUUACCUGUUUACUUGUACAACUUAUUGUACAAAUUACAUGCAGCUUCAUUUUCAAAUGAAUCCUUAAAAUAAGGAAAUCUUUUUAGGAAAACAUUUAAUUUUUGUAUUUUUGAUUUUAAAGGCAUGAGUUAUGUCAAUUUUCAGUGUAUUAAUGAAGAUUUUAACUUUUCAUCAGGUUGAGUGUUUUCUUACUAUAUUAUCUGUUGUGUAUGUAGUUAGCAUAUUGUGUCACUGAACUGUUUAAAAAAUCUAGCAUGUAGAGCAAGCCUGUUUUGUGGAAAAUCCUUAUUCAUUAAAAAAAUAAUCAUGGCAGAUUUUCUGCAAAAAAAAAAAAGCAAAACAUUUGCAAUUCAGAAUACUGGUUUUUUUUUUAUUUGUUUGUUUGUUUUGGUUGUUUUUGUUUUAAUUUAAAGAAAGGUAUUUUGCUUGCAGGAAAAAAUACUCCAGAUUCAUUUUAAUGAGAAUCUUUGAAAUGUAUUUAUCUUUAGGGCAUCUGGGCAUCUUUAUGCUGUUUGUCUUCUGUCUUUCUUGAAAUAAAAUGUACAUACGUUACCUUUACAUAUGCUCUUGUUCAAAAUUGUGAACCCAGUUACAUUUCUCUUUGCUCCCCUUUUAUGCUCAAACAGUAAAACCCAAAACCUAUACAAGAUCUAAGCUUUCAGCAUGCAUUAUAAUUGCUGAAAGCUUUUCUGAUUAAGUAAACACAGUCUCAAAGGGCUUUCCCGUAACUGAAAGGGAGUUGUAAGCACCUGUACUGUUGUGCUUAUGGGCACUUUAAAAUAAACACCAACUUUUAAUCCUCUUUUAUUAAUGGUAAAGCUGUUCUCAGUCCCAUGCUAGGAGAGUUAAGUCAACUGACAAAGGAAUCUAGCAUAACAAGAUUCUGUAAAGGAAUAAAGAGAAAUUUUAUAUGGCCUGAGAAAAUUUCUUGAGACCAAUUUAUUUUUAUUCAUUACUCGAUUUGAGUCAUUUUAAAUUUGUUGUUAAUACAAAAUUUAAAAUAAUUUUUGAAGAGACAGUUACUCAGUUUCCUUCCACUUUAAUAUGUUUUACCUUCUCAUUACCCCUUCUUUUCUUUAGCUCUUGGUAAAUGUUACCUUAAACACUUCCAUUUAGUUAAGUGGAGGUGCCUAUUUUGUGAAUUGAGAUGUGCCCAGCCGCUUCAAUUCAGGCAGGAAACAUGAACUCUUUAAAAACUGACUGUAGGAAAUGCAGGAGAGAUGGAUACCUGAUAAGACACAGCAAAAGUGACCUAUUUACACAUUACAUAUCUGAAGUACAUAUUAUAAUUGUGAUAUUUCCAGUGAUAAAUGUCUGGCUUUUAAGACAUUCUUUUAAAUAUUUGUAUUGUUAGGAUGUUUAAAUCAGUUGUGUUUUUUAAUUCUAUGUAAAAAUGUAGCCCUAAUCAGAUUUAUAUCACCAUAUUUCUCUUUGAGUCUUAAAAGAGUUGAUAACGAUUUGAAACCAUAAUUGUUUUAUAUUAGCUAGUAUGUGUAUUUAUUUACCCGAUGGCUUUAUCUUGUUUCCCAAAAUUGGGGGGGGGGGUGUUGAAAGCAUUGUAACUUCUAUAAAUGGCUAUUUUCUUGUACCUGUCAGUGAAAUGGAUGUGUACAUUGUUUUUUUAUAUUUCUCUGGUUUUUCUGGUUUGUUUGGUUAUUGUUAUUGUUUUGUUUUUGUUUUUUGUUUUUAGUGUUAAACAUAGAAUGGUUUAAAAAAAAAGUUAUCUUUGGCCAAUGACUUUUUCAGCUAGAUACUACUUUCAUUCAACCUUCUAAAGAAGUUCGUUUUCAUUGUUUUGUUCAGUCAACUUGCCUGAAAAACAGAGAGACUUCAUCUCAUCAGUGAAGAAAGCAUUUCAUUAUUCCUACAGAUCUUUACAGCGAGCACAGAAUACUUCAUAAGGACCAGAUCUCUUCCACAUCUUGUGUCAAACACAUAAAGCUGAAAUGUAAAGGACACUGAAGCCUUCAUUUAAUUGUACUAACAUGAUGGUGUUAUAUACCACAUCCGUAGCUAGUUAAAGUUUUCUGAACUGACUUCUCUUUGUCUUCCUAGGUAUUUAUUUGUUAUCUCUUUUAAUCUUGUGUAUCUAAAUUAACUUAGUUAAUAGUUACCCACUGAAUUACUAUGCCAAGCAACUAGGAAAGAAUGUUUAUUUUAUUUCCCCUUAUAGGGGAAGAGUGGACUGGGAACAAAAAUGUAUGGGCCAAAAGGCCUUAGGUUGUCAUUCAUUCACUUUCUUAUUCCUCUCAUGAGCUAUAUUUGAGUAUAGUAUUUUUUCAGUGCUAAUAUGCUUGAUUAUGUCAUUACUUUUCAUAUCUUCCCAAGGUGAAAACCUGCUAGGAACCUGUAUAAAACACAUCUUAAAAUUUCAGAUUAAGAACCACAAAACUCAGUAUCUUAUAUUUAAAUGCCACUUAAAUUAUUAUUGGAAUCCAAGUCUCACUCACUAGGAUACAUUUUUAUAAAAUGUUUCUCUGUAUCUUGAAUUGAAAGUACUUGCCCAGAGGCAAGAGUUCUGGGGAUAUAAUGUGUUUUGAGAAAUUUUUAAAAGGGGAUAAGAGAGCAGCAAGUUUAUAUUUAGUUACUUUUUGGUUUUGAUAUUAGUAUUUUAAAAUACAUCAGCAGUUCCCAAACCUCAGCAUUAGAAUUACUCUGAAGAGCUUAUGAAAAACAGAUUCCUGAGGCCUAGCCCCUACAGAAUUGUCUCAAUGGAUCUAGAGUGGGGCCUGAGAGUUCUGUGUUUUUUAAAAAGCUCUCCAAGUGAUUCUAAUAGCCAGCUUUGGGAAAUCACUGUUUUAAAUAAUGUGACAGUGGUUUGAGAGUAGGCAACUAAAUAAAAGUUUACCAGACAUCUCUGUGGUAGUUUUUUGUUGUUUUUUUUUUUCAAGCUGGGACCAGAUUUUGCAGAACUUACUCAAGAUACAUGGAGGAAUAAUAAAGAAGAUUCAGGCUACUGCUCAUUAUCAUUCUUGUCUCAUACUUUUUAAGAGUUUGCAUUUCUAGCACUUGGAAUAGUUGAUCAUAUAUAUACAGCUGAAGGACAUCCCUGAAUGAGACCAUUAUAUAUAUUAACUGUAAAAUAUUUCACUAUUUUUUUAUUUUAUAAAUCUUUGUAGAAAUAAGCAAUGAAAUACUACUUUCAUCUUUUGAAAUGGGAUUUUUCAAGGCAGUGUCCUUUUGGCAUUAAGGUAGGGGGGAGUUAAUAUUCUCUCUGCCUUUUUCCAUGUGAAUCAAUAUAAAAGUCAUGGAUAUUUAAAAAUCUCAGUUUAAUUUCUACAUAUUUACUAUGCAGUAUAGCCGUGAACAAGUAAUGUAGACUUAGUUUUCUCAUCUUCAAAUGCCCUGAUCACCCUACCUCACAGGGUUGUUGUGGGGAUAAAUAAAACUUUUAUGGAAGCACUUUUCUUUGACGAUAUUU